Rhagoletis zephyria (snowberry fruit fly) is the source of this 2274-nucleotide messenger RNA. The record is from RefSeq and is a predicted model, not a curated record. Lineage: Eukaryota; Metazoa; Arthropoda; Insecta; Diptera; Tephritidae.
AUGGCUAAACAAGCAUUUGUUUACAUUUCGUUGGUGUUUUGUUUGGCAUUCCUUUCAGCCAUCAGCUGUGGGCCACUUGAUCACCUGCUCACGCUGAAACCUAAAGCAUCCACUUCAGUGCAACUGGAAACCGUCCGUGGACUGAUCCAACGUUUGUUGCCCAAACAAGCUCAUCUCAUCACUGUGAACAUUGACGAGCACUUCACCAGCAGUCGUCUCGAUAAGUUUAAGAUCGAAGCUGUUGCUAAUCACUCAAUUCACUUUACUGCUAACACGGGAGUGGCGGCAGCGAAUGGCCUCUACUACUACCUGCGACAUGUGGCCAACUGCUCCACCUCCUGGUCAGGCAAUCAGCUGUACCGGCUGCCUGUGGACGCUCUGCCGAUGCCCGCCAAAACCAUUGAGGUGGUCAUUCAGGACAAAUUACGUUACUACCAGAAUGUCUGCACGGCCUCCUACUCUAACCUCUGGUGGGACUGGAGCCGAUGGCAGGUGGAGCUGGACUGGAUGGCUCUGCGAGGCAUCAACCUGCCACUGACUUUUAACGGACAGGAGGCCAUCUUCCGCAAGAUCUUCACUGAGCACUUCAACCUGACCAGAGCACAGGUGGAGGACUACUUCAGUGGGCCGGCUUUUCUCGCCUGGAAUCGAAUGGGCAACAUUCAAAGCUGGUCCGGCCCUCUCACAGAGCACUGGCACAGUCAACAGGAAGCCCUUCAGAAGCUGAUUCUCGGUAGAGCGCGUGCUUUUGGAAUGUAUCCAGUGACGCCCGGCUUUGCCGGUCAUGUGCCUCGAGCUCUGGCGGUGCUUUUGCCCAAGGCAAAGAUUGACCGGCUGACCGACUGGAACAACUUUGGACUCAACUACAGUCACACUUACUUUUUGCAGCCUGAAGAUGAACACUUUGCUAAAAUUAACAAGCUUUUCAUUCAGGAGUAUAUCAAGGUUUACGGUUCUGAUCACUUCUACAAUAUUGACAUGUUUAAUGAGGAGACGCCAAGCCACAGUGAUCCUGAAUACUUGCACAAAUGCGGCAAAGGAGUCUACGAGAGUAUUCUGGAAGCUGAUCCGAGUGGUGUCUGGGUAAUGCAGGGAUGGCUUUUUGUGGACAACUCAGGCUUUUGGAAGCAGCCCCAGGUGAAAGCCAUGGUGCAGUCAGUGCCUAUUGGCAAAAUGCUCAUUCUCGAUUUGUUCAGUGAAAUACGGCCAGUCUAUUCUCAGUUUGAAGGCUACUACGGACAGCCGUUUAUUUGGUGCAUGCUCCAUAACUUUGGUGGCACAAAGGGGAUGUACGGAGCAGUAAAUCGAAUUAGUGAGGUAUUUUCUGCACGCAAAAAGUACAACAACAUGUUGGGCAUUGGAAUGACAAUGGAGGGUAUAGAGCAGAAUGAAGUCAUGUAUGAGUAUAUGAGCGAGGUGAUCCACCACCAGGCCCAGUUUGACGCUGAAAAGUGGUUUUCUGAAUACACAGUUCGCAGGUAUGGCCUUUUUGACAGUCAGAUAAACGAAGCGUGGCAACUACUUCGGGUCAGCGUGUACAACGAUUCUGUGGGCAUAUGGAACUUUGGGCAGUACGCCAUCAACAGACGACCACAACUGCAGCAUCAUUCGCCUCUGUGGUAUCACCCGGCCAAUGUCACUGCUGCACUAAAGUUGAUGUCCUCCUUCUUGAAUUCCAAUCCCUUCAUUGUUAACACUUCAGAGACCUUUGUCUACGAUAUUGUCGAUUUAAGUCGGCAAACCUUGCAGCUAAUAUUUGACUAUUACCGUGAAGAGAAGAUGUUCCCGCAGUUUAAUAAGCGGCAAACUGGUCAACUAAAAGCUACCACCACUGAAAUACUGCACCUUUUUGACCUGUUAGAGAGCCUUCUUCAAUGCAGCGAGCAUUUUCUCCUCAGCAGAUGGGUGAACAGUGCGCGGGCGCUUGGGAAUGACACCGCUGAAAAGGACUACAACGAAUGGCAGGCGAGGAACCAGGUGACACUGUGGGGUCCGAAGGGAAAUAUUAUUGAUUACGCCAGCAAACACUGGUCUGGCAUUGUCUCGGACUACUACAAGCCUAGAUGGGCGCUCUUCCUUCGCUCGCUCAUUCAUUCAUUAGAGACAAAUACUGCAUUUAAUCAAGACAAAUUCAACGGCGAUGUAUUCGCUCAAGUGGAAGAGCCUUUCACCAAGUUGAAGGGUGCUCAUUUGGUGGAGAAACCCCAAAGUCAACAUUUAGUUGCUUUAGUUAAUCAGGCGGUGGUAUUGGCUGACAAAGUGCCGUUCAAGUAA